Daucus carota subsp. sativus is the source of this 1035-nucleotide messenger RNA. RefSeq lists its product as uncharacterized. NCBI's taxonomy places the organism in Eukaryota, Viridiplantae, Streptophyta, Magnoliopsida, Apiales, Apiaceae. The transcript has a single exon. The record is from RefSeq and is a predicted model, not a curated record. The coding region runs from base 1 to 1035 and encodes 344 amino acids.
AUGCCGAGUUAUGCUAAAUUCAUGAAAGGUAUUCUAUCGCGGAAACUCAAGCUUGAGGAAGUGGAGACUGUAGCUUUGACCGAGGAGUGUAGUGCGGUGUUGCAGCAGAAAUUGCCCACGAAGCUGAAGGAUCCGGGAAGUUUCACAAUCCCGUGUACUAUUGGGCAAUUGUCAUUCGACAAGUGUUUAUGUGACUUGGGAGCUAGCAUCAAUCUGAUGCCAUUGUCUGUUUUCAUGCAACUUGGUCUUCCGGAGCUGAAACCUACUAUAAUGUCUUGGCAACUGGCUGGUCGUUCGAUUACAUAUCCAAGGGGGAUAGUUGAAGAUGUGUUGGUAAAGGUGGAUAAGCUAACCUUCCUUGCUCAUUUUGUUAUUCUCGACUUUGAGGAAGAUAAGAAGAUUCUCAUCAUCUUGGGAAGACCAUUCCUCACGACAGGGCGGAUGUUGAUCGAUGUUCAAAAGGGUGAACUCACAAUGAGAGUUCAAGAUCAAAUGGUCACUUUCAACGUGUUCAAUGCUAUAAAACUUCCAUCGUACGAGGAGGAAUGCUUUAAAGUUGAUGUGGUUGAAGCUGCAGCACAUUCGAAAAUUGACAACAUGCUGAAAACUGAAAUCUUGGAAAGGGUUCUAUCAGGUGGCUCUGAAUUCGGAGAUGAGGAGGAAGAAGAACACCUGAAAUUCUUAAAUGCUUCUCCUUGGAGAAGAAGGAUAAAUCUUCCAAUUGAAUCUCUUGGGUUAUCGGAGUUAAAAGAUUCUCAUGAACGGCUGAAACCAUCCAUUGUCGAAGCUCCUAAACCUGAGCUCAAGCAACUUCCCGAACACCUAAGGUAUGCCUUUCUUAGAGAAGCUUCUACAUUACCUAUAAAUAUUGCAUCUAACCUUUCAGGUAUCGAGGAAGAAAAGCUUUUGAGAAUUCUUAGGGAAUUCAAAUCAGCCAUUGGAUGGACUAUCACAGAUAUCAAGGGAAUCAGCCCUUCUUAUUGUCAACACAAAAUUCUGAUCGAGGAGGGUAGUAAACCCACUGUUGAGCAUUAA